Purpureocillium lilacinum is the source of this 888-nucleotide messenger RNA. RefSeq lists its product as uncharacterized. Gene Ontology annotation, cellular component: lipid droplet; prospore membrane; ascospore wall. Lineage: Eukaryota; Fungi; Ascomycota; Sordariomycetes; Hypocreales; Ophiocordycipitaceae. The record is from RefSeq and is a predicted model, not a curated record.
AUGGACGGCACGAUCCCCGUCAGCAUCGAUUCGCGGUCGAUACGAUCGUCGCGCCCCGUCUCCUACCUCACCCGCGCGGGCAUCGCCGCGUCGUACCCUCUGCGCGGCAUUUGGUACUUUCUUCGCAACAAGGAGUUCUGGCCGCUGUUUAUGGGACGGCUGCUGCCGCUGUCGCUCAUCUCGUUCCUCGUGUACCUCGUGCUCUUCACCUUUGCCUUCCUGCCGCAGUAUGCCUUUCUCGCCAUCUGGCAGGGCUGGGGCGCCUGGGUGAACGCCCUGGUCUUGACUCUGGGCGAGGGCCUCGUCAUUAUACAGGGCCUGUUUGAGGGCUUCUUUGUGGACGAGUGCCGCGUCGAUGUGUUCGAUGCCACCUUCCUCAAGCUCGGCCUGAGGGACCUCGUCGCGCCCAGCCGCAUCCUCUUCGACGAUGCGCCCGACGCGGUCAAGAGCCUCGGCAAGCCGACGUCCCCGGCCAUAUACACGCCUUGGAGCAUCAUCCAAAUCGUUGAGCUCAUCGUAUUCCUCCCUCUCAACCUAGUGCCCAUCGUCGGCACGCCCGCCUUCAUCAUCAUCACCGGCACGCGGCUCGGCAAGCUGUCGCAUUAUCGGUGGUUCCAGCUGCGCGGGCUGUCCAAACAGGAUCAGAAGCGCGAGAUUAGGAGCCUCACCUGGGACUACAUCUUCUUCGGCACCGUCGCCAUGAUCUUGGAGCUGAUCCCGGUGCUGUCCUUCCUUUUCCUCCUGACUACGACGGCGGGGUCCGCCAUGUGGGCGGCGCGCAUGGAGGACGAGAGGCACCGCGGCCGCAGGCCUGCGGUUGACUCGCACUUUGUCGACAACGAGCGGCCAUCCCAGCCGCCUCCAGAGUACUCUGACAACGCUGCUUGA